AUGCAGCAGUUGUUGGACAAUGCAUCAGAGACCGAGGAAUGCAGUAAAGGGGGAGGCCCCAACCAGGAGGCCGGCCCCUGCAGCGGCGACCCUGCCCUGCCUCAGGUCUACGCCCCGCCACCUUCCUACCCCCCUCCAGGUCAAGGUCCGCCAACAUCUGCAGGCAGACUGCCACCUCUUGAUUUUAGCUCUGCGCAUGCCAGUUCAGAGUACCCCGAACAUCCCCAGCUCAGGGUCUAUCAGGGCCCCCAGCAUGAUGGGGCAGAGGUGUUGACAACCAGCAACACGGACGAGGCGUUGGUUCCUGUGACCUCUGACCCACAGUCUCUGAGUGUGUCGGUGUCGUCUGGGGGCGGAGCUGGAAGUGGAAGUGAUGAGGAAGGGUCAGGUAAGGCCCAACCAAAACGCCUCCAUGUCUCCAACAUCCCCUUCCGCUUCAGAGACCCAGACCUCCGACAGAUGUUUGGGCAAUUUGGCAAGAUCCUUGAUGUAGAAAUUAUCUUCAAUGAAAGGGGGUCAAAGGGCUUUGGAUUCGUCACCUUUGAGAGUGCAGCCGAGGCUGACCGAGCACGAGAAAAGCUGAAUGGAACAAUUGUGGAAGGGAGGAAGAUUGAGGUUAAUAAUGCCACUGCAAGAGUAGUCACCAAGAAGCCUCAAACACCUCUUGUGAACGGUGAAAUUUCAACUUCUGGAUGGAAGAUCAACCCUGUCAUGGGGGCAAUGUAUGCACCUGAACUCUAUACAGUUGCCAGUUUUCCAUACCCUGUAGCCACUCCUACUCUGGCCUAUCGGGGCUCUGCACUGCGCGGCCGAGGCCGAGCCGUCUACAACACCAUCCGCUCUGCUGCAGCCACACCUGCUGCUAUGCCGGCCUACCCUGGGGUGGUGUAUCAGGAUGGACUGUAUGGAGCAGAAGUUUAUGGCGGUUAUCCUGCAGCUUAUAGAGUGGCUCAAUCAGCAUCUGCUGCUACAGCAACCUACAGCGACGGAUAUGGACGGGUUUACGCCACAGCUGCAGAUCCCUAUCAUCACUCAGUUGGACCAACAACAACAUAUGGGGUUGGUACAAUGGCCAGUCUGUACAGAGGAGGGUACAACCGCUUCACCCCAUACUGAGAUGUCCAGAGAAGUCCAAAGAAAUCUCUCUUGAAGUAUGCCUGGGACCGGCUGAUCUGUGGCGCUGCAGGACAGGUUAUGAGAUCCUCAAACUUCUUGGGAAUGUGGAAAUGGUUUUUACGUCCUGUCUCCAUCACAACCUCUCCCCUGAGAGACUAAACAGACUGAAGUUGUAAAUACUAUAAGACUGAAGAGGAUGAUAUGUAAUAUAUAGACAGUUGCGUAACUGAUUAUUGUUUUCUGGAUUUUAAAGAGUAUUAAUGUUGGUAGAUCGCUAACACUACAGUUGGUGAAAAAUACUGUGAGAAUUACCUUUUUUCUUUUGUGAUUAAUAUCUGAGAUUUUUCAAUUUCACGGGUCAAGCUGUACAAAAAGAAGAGAACAUUUUGUACAAUGUAAAAUGACAUAUUUUUUGAUGACAAAGAUUUACUAAAUCUCUCUAUUUAAGUGUGCGUCCGUGUGUGUGUGUGUGCGUAUGUGUGAGCACAUGAGUAAGGCUGCAUCAGCAUCGUUCAGUUAAUCCAGUCGACUGAGAGACAGCUGUGACACUGGUAUCACUAUAACUCAUAUUUUUCUUGGCCCACUGAAGUGUGACAAACGCAGAACUAAUGUUUGUCUGGGUUGUCUGUGGUUGGAGUUUCAUUUGUUUUUGCCUCUCUAACAAUCUACCUCUCAUACGUUUGUAGCUUUUUCAUACGGCUGUCAGUAUUAAUCAUGCGUCGUUUUCUCUUUCUGUGCGUAAAUCAUGACUAACACAGUCUGGUUUCUGUUUGUGUGGCUCUGUAUCUGACAAGUUUUAUUCUACCAAGCAGCAAUCACAGUCUUUUUGCAGCUGGUUUUACCACAUAAUCCUUGCUCAAAGGCAUCUCAUCAGUAGAAAUGAUAUUUUCUGACUGGAGGCAGCUUCCCUCAUCUUUAGGCUGCUGUCAAUCAUUCAAACUCUUGUUUCAUGUUUCCUUAUCUUUCUAUGUGCUGCCAUCUUUUCUUCUGUUUUCUCUCCUUCCUCACUCAGCUGUUCAAUGACUUCUCGACUGCCAUUGAUGAAAUCUUGUCUUUGUCUCUGUUGCACUCUUUGCUGCUGUGUUUGAUGUUUACCUCGAAAUAAAAACUCUUUUCAUCCC
Scomber scombrus (Atlantic mackerel) is the source of this 2237-nucleotide messenger RNA. RefSeq names its product RNA binding fox-1 homolog 1, like (gene rbfox1l). Gene Ontology annotation, cellular component: nucleus; cytoplasm. NCBI's taxonomy places the organism in Eukaryota, Metazoa, Chordata, Actinopteri, Scombriformes, Scombridae. Bases 1 to 1116 code for a protein of 371 amino acids. The transcript has 12 exons. Gene Ontology annotation, biological process: regulation of alternative mRNA splicing, via spliceosome; nervous system development. The record is from RefSeq and is a predicted model, not a curated record. Gene Ontology annotation, molecular function: mRNA binding.